AUGCCUCCAAAAAUAAAUAUUUUUGGUUGGCGUCUUAACAAUGGAAUUCUGCCAGUGUUCAGCAACCUAAGGAGGAGGGGAAUUGGUGUCCAGGACAGAUGCCCAAUAUGCAGGCAAGAAGAGGAAACAAUAAUGCAUGCGUUUAAAAGAUGUAGGCUGGCAAGUGAAAUCUGGAAAAUGGACUGCUGGGGGGAUGAAUGGACAAAUGCAGAGCAUGAAUGUGAGAAGAGGUGGCUGAGCAAUUUAUCUAAAAAGGGAGACAGAAACAGUUUGGAGGUGGGAUUAGUAACUUGCUGGGUGAUAUGGCACAACAAGGAUAUAAAGAAUAAGGUUCGUAGAACGGAUGAAGAAACCAUGGCGUAUGUAAGACAAUUUAUGGAGGAAUAUGAAAAAGCUCAAUCAAGGUCGGAUGUGCAAAUUAUACAGAAGAGUACAAGAUGGACAGCCCCAGAAGAAGGUUAUGCUAAGGUAAAUUUUGAUGGAGCACUUGAAGUGGAUGAUUGUGUUUGUGGGAUAGGGGUUGUAGUGAAGGAUGAGUUGGGCAAAGUGUUAAGGGCAUGCUCCAAUAGAGUAACACACGUCAGAGAUCCUAUAGUUGCAGAAGCCCGAGCAUUGUAUACGGCGAUGGAAUUCUCCAAGCAACUAGGCAUACAAUCAAUUAUUGUGGAAGGAGAUGCCUUGGAACUAGUGAAUCAGCUUAUAUCCGAAGAGGAGAAUCUGUUAAUAAUUGGAGAGCUCAUCCAGAAGGCAAAGACUUUGAAGCAAUGUUUCAUUCAGUUCGCAGCCACUCAUAUAAAGAGGGAAGGAAAUAAAGCUGCGACAGGAUAG
Messenger RNA from Durio zibethinus, 828 nucleotides. RefSeq lists its product as uncharacterized. The record is from RefSeq and is a predicted model, not a curated record. Lineage: Eukaryota; Viridiplantae; Streptophyta; Magnoliopsida; Malvales; Malvaceae.